Messenger RNA from Physella acuta, 3476 nucleotides. Its product is annotated as denticleless protein homolog A. Gene Ontology annotation, molecular function: protein binding; protein-macromolecule adaptor activity. The record is from RefSeq and is a predicted model, not a curated record. NCBI's taxonomy places the organism in Eukaryota, Metazoa, Mollusca, Gastropoda, Physidae. Gene Ontology annotation, cellular component: nucleus. Gene Ontology annotation, biological process: proteasome-mediated ubiquitin-dependent protein catabolic process.
CAAGGCUACUACAACAAGAUCAAGGCUCUCUAUAAUAAUAUUCACUAGCUUUGCGUAGUCAUCAAUAAUCAAGUAUUAUAUUUAAAGUAAAUUCAAUCAAAAUGCUUCAAAGACACUUACAUUUUAGAUCUUUUUCGGGAACAUCUUCAGUUACAAGUCUUGCACCAUCUCUGGAUCUUUCUUUUAUUUUAAAGAAGUUUAAGAACUACAGCACAGAUGAAUACUCAACCAUGGAUCAUGAUGGGAUGUCAGUUCCUCCAUUGGCUUGUGCUUUUGCAAAGAUGCCACAACAUCAGCAUAUAGUUGGUGUUGUUGAUGAAGAUGGCUAUCUGGGUUUAUAUGACACUCGCAAAACUGGUCAAGCUUCCAUUAUCAACAACUGGCAAGUGCACGCCAAUGCUGUGUUUGACAUAGAGUGGCUGCAGGAAGAGAACAAGAUCCUCACUGGGGCUGGGGACCAGAAGAUUUGCCUCCACGACCUGGCUACCCUGGAGAAGCUGGAGGUCUUCAGUGGCCACACCAGCAGUGUCAAGUCUAUAUCGGUACACCCUGGAAAUGAUGCUGUUUUUGUAUCUGGUUCUCGUGAUGGCCAUAUAAUGAUGUGGGACAAAAGGAUAUCACAUAAGGAUGGUGGAAUCCCACCUAUUAAUACCAUAUUAAAUGCCCACACGCUGAAACACAACACAAACCCCACAAAGGCAAGAAAGAAAGCCAUGUCUCAAGUUAGGGAUGCACAUCAGAGUGUAACGGCAGUGUUAUUCCAGAAUGAAAAUUAUGUAAUCUCAUCUGGUGCUGUUGAUGGGUGCCUGAAAAUCUGGGAUAUCAGAAAAAAUUACAGGAAUAAAAUACCAGGAGCUGUUCCAGUUCAUGUUUUUAAUUACCCAGGAACAAAUUCAAGAAAGCACGGUUAUUCAAGCCUUGUGCAAGAUUCGCGCGGUUUACGUCUGUUUGCCAGUUGUACUGAUGAUGUUAUUUACCAGUAUGAUUUGGCUUCAUAUAAUCCAGUACCUGUAAACACCUGGAAAGGACACAAAAAUACAACUUUUUAUGUGAAAGCAGCCUUGAGUCCAGAUGACCAAUAUCUUCUAAGUGGGUCAAGCGAUGAGCAUGCCUACAUUUGGCAGAUCAACAAACCAAAUGUUCUGCCAAUCAUUUUGAAAGGCCACACUGCUGAAGUCACAAGUGUAACAUGGUGCCCAAAUGAUAUAACCAAGUUGGUGACCCUGUCGGAUGAUACCAAAACAAAGUUUUGGCGUGUUUACUGUAGGGAGCUGAAAGAGUUCAAUCACCCACAGAUACUUGGGAAAGCAGAAAGAACUGCAAAAGAGAGAGCAACAUCAACUGCAUCUGAUAUUCCAUCUCUGCCGUCUGUAAAACCAGCUGUGGAAAGUACUUCAGUCUUACCUGCUGCUUCAAAUUUGAAGGCGGAGAAAAAACCUGUCAAAAGCAACCCAGACGGUCCUGUCAAGUCAAUUUCUCAUUGGCUUAACAUAAAAAGGAAAGCCAACGGGGACCCAAAUCCCUUGGCCUGUAAAAUGUUGCGUCAAGAGUUAGAACCGUCCACUUCAGAACAGUCUAGUCUUUCUACUGAUGGCCAUGUUAAACAAAGCAUGGCCCAAGCUCCAUCCCCAGCAGGCAAAAAGCGACCUUUUGAAGAGUCAGAAGAAUCCUCCGCCCCUGACUCGCCAGUUUGCGUCCUUGACCCAUGCGUCAACUGCUCCCCUGAUAAAGGCAACUGCAACAAACAUUUGUUCUCUAAGGCUAAGAAAGCCAAAUACACAGAUUCUCAAACUGUCAGCGCCAGCCCUGAGGAUAAAAAAACCACAGACCAAGCGUGCUGUGUUGAUAAUCAUAGCAAACAUUCGCCUUCUAAAAAAACCAACUGUCACAGGAACACGUCAGAGAACAUCCCCCAUUUGUCGCCCCAGAAACGCAAGCUGCCUUUGGAUAUGAACGUUUCACCCAAACGGCCAUGCUUGACCAGUCUCAGCGGGAACAAACUGGACAGCUGCAGGGUUUCAUUAUUCACUGAUAAACUACCUCUGGAUAGUCAGUCCGCAUCAAGGUUCUCACAGUUUGAAACAGAUUUUAAAGUUGAUUCUGAAUCAGAGUGUGAACAUAGCUCUUCGUCGUGUACUAUUAAAGACACCUGCGGUGACCAAACUUUGUGUAUGAGUGAGUUUCCCCACUGCAGUGGGAGUUUGAGAACUCCGUCUAAAGAAGAGCUCUUCACCAGCAGAGUGUCUGAUGAAGCUGACUUUAACUCCCCUACCAGAAAUCUCCCCAAUUUAGUUUUUGAUGAACACAAUCAAACUGUGACACCUCCCAGGCAAGCUGUUGGUCACUCGCCUAAAGUUGAUUGGUUGACCCAAAUCAGACUUGAGAAGAUUAAAAAAAGUACAGAGAAAUCUCCAAAGCAGACGACUCCCGUAAGAUCAAGAAAGGUUAAAGGAUUGAAGAAAAUCAGCACAUUUUUCAAGUAACCAGAGAACCAGUUGUUGACGUUGUUACAAAAACUGUUUAUGUUGGAGAGCUUUAAUGUUUCAUGUACAUACAUAUGAAUUUAAGCAUUUAUUUCAUGUACAAAUCCCACAAUGUGUUCUGUAACAAAUUAGUAUCAAAUUUUGUAUACGAGUUAAAAAAAUGAUGUGAAUAGUUUUAUUUUGUAAAAUGCAAAUUCCCGUUUAUGGCAUUUAUUUAAAUUAACCAUGACAUUACAAUAGCACCGAAUAUUAUUAAUAGAUGAGAUUGUUGUUGAGUGCAGCUGUGGAAGAAUAAAUAUAGAGUUUUGUUUACAAAGUAUAUCUAUAUAUUUUUAUAGAUCAUGAGAAAUCAGCUUUUUAGUUUAUUCACCUUACACUAUUUCAAGAUAAAGUCAGAAAUAUGUAAUGUGUACAAUAUCAAUUAUCUUGUUAAUUAUUCAUAGAAUAUACCUUUGAAAUUUAAUUUUUAGUUAAAGAGUAUCGUAAAAAUCUUAGAAUUAUAAUUUAGAUGGACAACAAUGAAAUUGUUUUUGCUUAGUAUUUGUGUGCUUUUGAAACAGUAUUCACCAUUUAAAUAAGCCUAUGUUCUUUGGUUGACUGAAUGACUUGUAAUAACAGACUAAGCCAAUUUAGUAGGUGGAUCAUCAUAUGUUCUUCAGUUGACUGAAUGACUUAUGAUAUCAGGUUAAAACUAUUCAGUAGGGGGAGAUUAACAUUUGUAUAGAUAGAAAAGCAAAGUGUAAUGUCCUUUUCAACUAUGUUAUAGAUUCUGUAAGUUAAUUCAACAUAAUUUUAAAUUAUUAAUGUAAACAAACCAGAUAAAUUAAUGCAAAAUGUAUUGUUUAAUUCAGGUUUUCAUUGUAUUUUUUAUACAUUUUUUCAUUAAUGAAAUAAUUGAGCCUUCCUUGCUGCUGUUUAUGAUUCAUAUCUAUGAAUAUCUUUUUGUUUACAUUUUGUCUGUUGAUCAUGUGACCUAAAGAUGUAAAUAAAAUA